AGUGGCGGCGCUGUGAUGGCGGCGGCGGGGCGCCGGCAGCCGUGGUGGCUGGGGGUGCCGGGGGGGCUGUGCUGCUCCUAAUCGGCGUCGGGCCCCUGCGCCAUGGGGAGGAGCCGCGGUGGGCGGCUGGCCUGAGGCGGCGGCGGUGGCGGCGACAGCGGCGGGCGCGGCACUGCCAAGGGGGCCCCGCCGCGGGGGCCGUGACCCGCGCCGCUGGGGAUGUUGCGGUGGGUCCGGCAGCAGCUGGGUUUUGACCCACCACAUCAAAGCGAUACAAGAACUAUUUAUAUAGCAAAUCGUUUUCCCCAGCGUGGCCAUUAUGUUCCUCAGAAGUUUGCGGACAACAGAAUCAUAUCAUCCAAGUAUACAGUGUGGAAUUUUGUUCCAAAAAACUUAUUUGAGCAGUUCAGAAGAGUAGCUAACUUUUACUUUCUGAUUAUAUUUUUGGUUCAGCUCAUGAUAGAUACCCCUACCAGUCCUAUUACCAGUGGAUUGCCAUUAUUCUUUGUCAUAACUGUGACAGCCAUAAAACAGGGUUAUGAAGACUGGCUACGACACAAAGCAGACAAUGAAGUGAAUGGUGCUCCGGUUUAUGUUGUUCGAAGUGGUGGCCUUGUGAAAACUAGAUCUAAAAACAUUCGGGUGGGGGACAUUGUCAGAGUAGCCAAAGAUGAGACUUUUCCUGUUGAUCUGGUGCUUCUGUCAUCUGAUCGAGUGGACGGUUCAUGCCAUGUUACUACUGCAAGUUUGGAUGGAGAGACCAAUCUUAAGACACAUGUUGCAGUCCCAGAAACAGCAGUGUUACAGUCUGUUGCCAACCUGGACAAACUUGUAGCUGUUAUAGAAUGUCAGCAGCCAGAAGCAGAUCUAUACAGGUUUGUUGGAAGAAUAACUAUAAGUCAACAAACUGAAGAAAUUGUAAGACCUCUUGGGCCUGAAAGUCUCUUACUUCGUGGAGCAAGAUUAAAAAACACAAAAGAAAUAUUUGGUGUUGCAGUGUAUACAGGUAUGGAGACAAAGAUGGCAUUAAAUUACAAGAGUAAAUCUCAGAAACGGUCAGCAGUAGAAAAGUCCAUGAAUUCCUUUUUGAUUAUUUAUCUAAUAAUACUACUCUUCGAAGCCAUUCUGAGCACUAUUUUAAAGUAUGCAUGGCAAGCUGAAGAAAAAUGGGAUGAGCCUUGGUAUAAUGAAAAAACAGAGCAUGAAAGAAACAGCAGUAAGAUUCUUAGAUUUAUUUCAGAUUUUCUGGCUUUUUUGGUACUUUACAAUUUUAUCAUACCUAUUUCACUUUAUGUGACUGUUGAGAUGCAGAAAUUUCUUGGAUCUUUUUUUAUUGGCUGGGAUCUUGACCUCUAUCAUGAAGAAACAAACCAGAGAGCACAAGUAAAUACUUCAGACCUCAAUGAGGAAUUGGGACAGGUAGAGUAUGUGUUUACAGACAAAACUGGUACAUUAACUGAAAAUGAGAUGCAGUUUCGGGAGUGCUCCAUUAAUGGCAGAAAGUACCAAGAGGUCAAUGGUAAACUAACUCCAGAGGGGUUUUCUGAAGAUUCUCCAGAUGGAAAUAUACAUAGUUUGAUGAAAGAGGAAGAACUCUUCUUGAAAGCGGUUUGUCUUUGUCAUACAGUGCAGAUCAAUGCAGAUCAGACAGAUGGUGCUGAUGGCCCCUGGCAUGCCAAUGGAAUAGCAUCCCCAUUGGAGUAUUAUGCUUCUUCACCAGAUGAGAAAGCUUUAGUUGAAGCUGCAAGCAGGGUUGGAGUAGUAUUUACUGGAACUACUGGGGACAGCAUGGAAGUAAAAAGUCUUGGAAAACCAGAAAGGUAUAAAUUGCUUCAUGUUUUGGAGUUUGAUCCAAAUCGCAGACGAAUGAGUGUCAUUGUAGAGAGUCCCUCAGGGGAAAAGCUUUUAUUCACAAAAGGAGCAGAAUCUUCCAUUCUUCCUCGUAGUAAGAGUGGAGAAAUAGACAAAACAAGGAUACAUGUGGAUGAAUUUGCUUUGAAAGGACUAAGAACUUUGUGCAUAGCCUACAGGAGAUUCACACCUGAAGAGUAUCAAGAAAUUGGCAAACGGCUUCAUGAGGCCAGGACUGCCUUACAACAGCGGGAAGAAAGAUUAGCAGAUGUAUUCAACUUCAUAGAAAGGGAUCUGGAAUUACUUGGGGCUACAGGAGUAGAAGACAAACUACAGGAUAAAGUCCAAGAAACUAUAGAAGCACUCAGGUUGGCUGGUAUCAAAGUGUGGGUACUCACUGGAGAUAAGCACGAAACAGCUGUUAGUGUCAGCUUAUCGUGUGGACACUUUCAUAGAACCAUGAACAUCCUUGAGCUGGUGCAACACAAGUCAGACAGUACGUGCGCAGAGCAACUGAGGCAGCUAGCCAAGAGAAUAAAGGAAGACCACGUUAUCCAGCAUGGACUCGUUGUGGAUGGGACCAGCCUCUCUCUUGCACUCAGGGAACAUGAGAAACUGUUUAUGGAAGUUUGCAAAAACUGUUCUGCAGUGUUGUGCUGUCGCAUGGCACCCCUUCAGAAAGCAAAAGUAGUGCGACUGUUAAAAACAUCCCCAGAGAAACCUAUAACAUUAGCGAUCGGUGAUGGUGCUAAUGAUGUGAGCAUGAUACAAGAAGCACAUGUUGGCAUAGGAAUCAUGGGUAAGGAAGGAAGACAAGCUGUAAGAAACAGUGACUAUGCAAUAGCACGAUUUAAAUUCCUCUCCAAGUUGCUUUUUGUUCAUGGACACUUUUACUAUAUUAGAAUAGCAACCGUUGUACAGUACUUUUUUUAUAAGAAUGUGUGCUUUAUUACACCACAGUUUUUAUAUCAGUUCUUCUGUUUGUUUUCACAACAAACACUCUAUGACAGUGUAUACCUGACUUUGUACAAUAUUUGUUUCACUUCCUUGCCUGUCCUCAUAUACAGUCUUUUUGAACAGCAUGUGCAUCCACAUGUAUUACAGAGUAAACCUGUGCUCUAUCGAGAUAUCAGUAAAAAUGCCCACCUGGGAUUUAAACCUUUUCUUUACUGGACCAUCUUGGGCUUCUUCCAUGCAUUUGUUUUCUUUUAUGGCUCGUAUCUUCUAAUGGGAGAAGAUACUUCUCUGCUGGGAAAUGGCCAGAUGUUUGGAAACUGGACAUUUGGUACUUUGGUCUUCACUGUUAUGGUUAUAACUGUUACAAUGAAGAUGGCCCUAGAAACUCACUUCUGGACAUGGAUAAACCAUUUUGUUACUUGGGGAUCCAUUGUAUUUUAUUUCAUAUUCUCCUUGUUUUAUGGGGGAAUAAUCUGGCCAUUUUUACAUACCCAGGACAUGUACUUUGUAUUUGUUCAACUGUUGUCAAGUGGUUCUGCUUGGUUUGCCAUAAUCCUCAUAGUAGUUGCUUGUUUGUUUAUUGAUGUUGUGAAGAAAGUGCUGUACAGACAUCUACAACCAACAAGUACUGAAAAAGCUCAGAUGGAAGAAGAUAAGGGUUCAGUCAGCUCAGCAUGUGACUUUGCUGAAAGCAGGCACAGAGGGGAGGACAAUAGGCAACUGCUAGACCCAUCUAGCCUACCCGACAGUACUUACGUUCACUAGCUUACUGAGGCAGGUUCAGGUAUCAACUGCUUGGACUCCAUGUGCUGCUUCUCAGAUGGGGAAACAGCAUGCACAUCUGUUAGAAGAAUGCUGGAACGACUAAUGGGAAGAUGUAGUCCAACCCGGGUCAACAGGUGUGGCAUUUCUCUCAAUAGCCUUUGCUGCAGACGAUUCUCCUAUAAACUGGAACCUGAUGAGCCUGCAGCAAUAGAUGUCUAGCAAACCAGCUGCAGGUUUUGCUUAUUUAAGUAGGAAAUGUAACUCUUUAUUGUACUUUUUUCAUUCUAAAAUAUUAGUUUCUUGUUUGUUUUUGAGUAUUUUCUUUUGGGAUGGGGAGGGGAAAAAACAGUUUUCAAAUUAUUUCUGUUAAAAUUUAGUUCGGCUUACUACAAGUUCUUGUGUUGUAUCUAUCAUAAUUUCUCUUGAUUUGUACAUACUUCACUUUAGAAAAUCAAGCCUUGCUGCUGUUUUUGUUCUCCUUUUCAUGAUUUUUUUUUUUUUCUUUUUUAAAUUGCCUUCACUAAUCAGGAGUUGUUUGUAAAGUCAAAAGACUCUUACCGUUUAGUUCUUGAUGUACAACCUCCAAAUAUUUACCUUGGAGCUUGCAUGACUCCUGAAGAUAUACAAAAGGCUCACGCUCCCCCCCUUAAAUAUAACUUCAUUGUUAGAAGGAGAGUCUUUAAAUCUUUGAGCCAUUGAUUGAUAUGAAGAUGAAGUAUUUUUGUAGUCUAACUUUUAUAAUCUAUUUCUAAAAUCAGAGGAAUUGACAGAACAGAGCCUUCAGAUUCUAAGAAUUUUAAAUGUUUUUUUGGUUCUGGGAGGUAUGUUGUCAAAAUCAUGUGUGCCAUUCCAAAGUAUGUGCUAAAUAAAUCCUUUUUCCUUCGCAAACCACAUGUGAAACAAACUUCAGUGGCAUAAAAACAUGUUAAUGUAGUACAUCUAAGGAGCAAUACUGCUCUUGUGGUCAGCAUAACCGUGAGAGAAACUCUUACUAAAUGUGCUGAUGUGCCAUCUCCCCAUUUCCAGUUAAGAGGGAUAGCUAACAAACAUGGAAGUAUUUGGGGGUAGAAAUAAAAGUAGUCUUUUGUAUAUCGUAAUCUCUCAGUCCCUGAAUGAUAUCACAGUCCUUCAUUGGUCAAAAGGCAAACCAGAAAAAGUUGCACUUCGGAUAUUUUCAAGGAAACUCAUUUUGUAUUUGAACAACUUUGUCUCUUUUGGGUAAAGGUUGUGAUAUCAUUCAUUCAGUAUUAAAUCUUGUGUGGGUAAUUUUCACUGACAAGCUUUGUCAGUUCUGAUUCUGCCAUUAGGUAUUGAUUUGGUAUGUAGUACAUCUCUGUUUUGAACUCGUGUUGAACACAGUGUCUGUGGUUUCAGUGAGUUUCUCUCUUCUGGCUUGCUUGUGAAAUUAAUUCAACAUUUAAGCAAAUCAUAGGGUAUGAUUAUGCAAAAUGUUUCAUUCCAUGUGAAAAACAAACUGUUAUUAUUAAAUACAUUUUUAAUUCAGACUCUUGCUGUAUAGAAAGUGGGCAUGAUGUGUAAAAUAAACAAUUUAAUAGCAUUUUUAAUCUACAAGGUGAGCAUUUAAUUGGUCUAAAAAUAUCAACAUUUUGGUAGCAAUUGAGUUUUUUGGGUAUUUCCCACUUCUCUGCUUUCUAAAUGAGGAACUUCUCAUGCUACUUUUUUAUUUAUUUAUUGUUAUCUACUUAGGGCAGACACUUAGUUAACAUUUGCCUUAGUAAUAUGUAGUCUUAUAAGGUAGGUAUGCUGUGUUUUAUUUUUUUGCAGUGCAUUUACAUUUUUACAAUGUCCUCUUUUUUCCCCCUCUGUUUUUCUGUCUUUAAGAACUUACAAAUAUUUAUUGAAGGUAACUCAUAUUUGACAGAAUAUUAAAACCCUUUUUAAGACUGCUUUUUCUCAGGUUUCUUGUCUGCUUACCUCAUGUAAUUUUCAGAUGAAGUCCAUCAGGCUGAAUAACUUUAGAGUUGUUAAAACACGGAAGUUAGUAUUAUGUUUAAAGUAUAUGCAAGACUAUCUUGGUGCUACACUAAGGGCUUGAAGUUCUGUAGUUUUUGCUUCUGCCUCUGGUCGAAGUUACUGUGAACCAUCUUUUAGUUUCACUUCAUGUACAGUACAACUAGAAAAAAUCUCAGUCUUAUUUGCUUUCUUCAAUGACUUUGGUUCCUUCCACUCAACAUUGACGAUUAAAACUUAGUCUAAAAGUCAAGGUACUAAGACUAUUUUUAUCCCUGGACUUUCCUGGAAAUAUGUGAAAGUCUUUGUUUAUUUUUCUAAUGUACUAAUUGCUUAAAUCACAUAAGGCAGUUACAAGUUGUGAAAUGCUGAAGGUACAGUUAAGAAAUCCAUUUGGUGAUGUAAAAAUGUUUGUAAAACUGUUUAGCCUUUGUUCACAAGCUUGAGCUGCUUUGAUUUUUACCUAAAUCCUCAGAGAUUGUGCAAUCACGAACAGGAUGGUCUUUUGAGUACUUGUGCUUUAUAAAACAGCUUCUUAUUCAACUAUGAGGUAGCUGCAUAUUAUUUUUCUUGAAUGAAGUGAUGCUGGUAAAUGUUGUCUGUGAGAGUGCUGUAGAACGAAGAGCACUGUUUUAAAUAAUGUUGCUGUAGCUAGCAUGUGUUGUAUUCCGUGCUCUUGAUAUUCUGUCAAAUACGAUAUUCUGUCAAAUAUGAUAUUCUGUCAAAUACAAUAACUGAAUAUAAAAUAAAACAUGGUAUCAAAUUUUGAUAGAAACUUUGAUGAAUCAAAGUUGUACAAAUGCUUGGAGUAGCGGGCCACAAGAAUAUAGUCUCUUGUACAUAAUCUACUGCUUGUAAAAUGUAUUUGAGAAGUAUUUUCUAUAGCUUCAAUCACCAGUUAGAAUAUAAAAUAUGUGGUGUGGUAUGAUAAAAUGCAUUUUGUCUGUCUGUUCCAUUAAAUUGUCUGUCAACUUGUCAAUCACUAAAAUAUUAAGAACGCUGUAUCACAUACAUUUCUUGUACAGUAGGCUUCAUUACUGAAUUGUUUGGAUCUCCCAUUAGCAGUAUUUAUGUCAAGGCAUCGCAUGUUAAAGUCCUGAAGAAACAGCAGAUUUCUGGCAGAGGCAAACCUGGAGGGAUAAAUUUGUUAUAUUUUGAUUUCUUGCCUUCCAACCUUCCAUUUUUCAGCUUUUCACAUACAGUGCUGUAAUAUCAUUCAACCAGGAAGAGUAUUUCUUCCUAAGUCAUAACUAGUCCUUAAGAGAAAGACAUUGCAAAUGUCAUCUAAAUCAAAACCUGUCACGUUAGGUAGUUUUCCUCAUGCCUUAAAUUCUAACUUAAGGGAUGAAAUGGAUUCCUGGUUGUAGAUAAGUUUUGCCUACCCACAAUUUUAGACAGCCUGGAUGUUGAACAUGAAAACACCAGUAAACAGGGUUACCACAGUCAGACUGUGUGUUCCACAAGGUUUUACUAGAAUGACCUUAGGCAAUAUCAAACCAUAGCAUUCACAGAGCCUCAGCUUACACGUGCAACAUCAAGAUUUUCCUUGAGGCAUGAUGUUAAAACUUUAGUUGUAAACAGGUGUAUAAACCUCUGGCCAUUUUCAUAGUGAUGAAAAUAUCUGUAGCAGUAAGUUUGCCAGAAAGGUAAACAUAGAACAGUUAAUUACAUAGUUGGCAUGAUUAAUUGUAGUCUAUUUUCAAAGGUUUUGAAUGAAUUGCAGGUGCCUACAUGAAAUUAGUAGAUGAAGGAGUUACAUUUACCUAAUCUCUUAACACUUAUCUUUUGCUUUCUUAGACUUUUCUCCUUACCUCUAGAUUGUAAGUUCCCAGUCAGCCAAACUUUUCUUUUAUUGUUACUUUAGAUCAUGGAGUUCAUCGGAUCCCUUCUAUGCCAACGACAGAAGCAUCUUGACUCUCUCCACAAUGGACUCACCCACUUGUUAACAGGGACAUAUGUAAAUGCCUUGUGGAAGCUCACACACCUAUAGUAGGUUCUGAAGCAAGUUCAGUGCUACAUCCCUGUCCUAGGAAAGACUAGCAUCACUGCUCAAUACAAACCGUGGCUUGUCUUGUGGCCUAGCAUAAGUCAUCUGGACAGUAAUCGCUUCCAGUAUUUUUUUUUUCUAAUUAUAUCCACAAAUUACUAAAUAUAUAUGUAUGUUUGCUUUUUAGUUGGUUGGGGUUUUUUUUGGGGUUUUUUUUUAGGAACACUUUUACCUCCGACCAUUUAAUCUUUUUUGUUACUGUACGAGCAGAUUGGAAUCCUGCAUUUGAUACUUGAGACAUCACUGUAGCACAGUGACAUAAACUUCUCCCAAAUUCGAGUGAUCCAAUAGAACUGAAUUUGCACAAUGAAACUUAAAAAAGUUUCAUUUUUCAUGAUGACCCUUUAUUCAAACACACGUUAAUUUUGACUUGUCUCUUACAGAUGCUGUCUUAGCAGUUUGCAGAUCAGUUUUGUUAUUUCCAUGGAUGGUUACUGUAUUCUAUAAGCAAUCCGUUUAGUAAUUUUUGAGAGUUAAAUACAAUUCAGAUAUUUUUGCUGGUUGCUGGUGUACAAAUGAAAAUACGUUUGCAUAGAGGGCUUUGAAAAAACACUGUUAACUUUGACAAAUUAAUCAUUUGGAAUAAUAAGGGAUAUAACAGUUAAUUGUUUUCUUGAAGUAUAAUCCAGAAGCCAGUCAUCUUAUUAUGCCCUGUGUGUUCUGUUAACAGUUCUUGAUCCUUACAUGGGAAAAAAAAGUGUAAGAAUCAGUGGAUAGUGCAGAAGUCUCACUAGCAUAAAUACUUUGAAUUAUUAAUCCUUUUAAAGUUGGGGAAUUUUUGCAUGUUUUAUUCUUUUUCAUGUAUUUAUAUUUGGUCAUGUUGUACUUUGAAGAUACAGUUAAUGCUUAAUUAUCUUCAUAUAUCUGAAGAAUCUGAGACAUUGAUGGCAAUGUUUUGAUACCUGAGUAUGCCAAUAAAAACAAAUUGCACAGAUGGAGCUUGACAUGGUACAUCUUAGAGAUACCUCUGUUGUCCCAGUAUAAAUGUGUCUGCAUGUUUGGGGCGGGGUAGCAACAUUUGCCUGUUUGCCCGGCUGGGAUGACUAAACCUAUGGUUAUCUUUAUAUGUGGGAGAUAAAUUAGAUAUCCAAACAUGGGCCCAGAAGCAGCAGCAUUUUUACUAGCCUCUAGCCAUAAAAACUGCUGUACCUAAGGCAAUGCUCUGUGGCUGUCCCUGGGGGCAGCACCUCCCUGACACUGAAGUCCAUCAAUAAUGGGCAGAAUCUUACUGUCAGAGAGUAAAACAUGUAAAGCUGCAUAUUCGAAUUAUCUCUGGGUGGCAUAAACUGUAAACACCUACAAGAACUUCUUUAAGAAAGAUGUGGUUAAGAUUAGGAUUUGAACAAAACCAGUACUAGUUGCUUUCACCCUGCCUCCAUGAGUUUCCACUGUUGGCUUAAGUACUGUCCCCCAAGCAAAUUACAUGUCAAAUACUCUUUAUUUUGUAAUAAUCUUACCCUCCUGGUAUGACAUCUCAGUGGGGCCUGGCCUGCUGCCAGAGGAGUGUAUCCCUCUUAUUAUGGUCAUCCUAAAUCCUCCCAACUUCAGUGAGCUGCAGGAGAGGAAGUGUUCAAGAGGUGUUGACUUUCUUUGUAUUGAAUGCUUCAGAUUGUUCCUCACAUUCCUUCGGAAUGUUCCUUGCCUGUAAACAGCUCUGCUAUUCCUUAUUCUUGUUCAUGAUUUAACUGGUAUUAUUCCAGUUCUCCUCUUGAAACUUGUUUUUGAAUUAACAAGUGGAAGCUUCACUCUAAAAAGUGAAGGCUGCAGGUAGUGCUGGAUUUUCAAGAUCUCAUUGUUCAAGGCAACAUUUGUGUAGUACAAAAAUUGUCACUGCAACCUUGUUUUGAAACUCGUAGUGAUUUGAAUGUGCAGUACCUGAGUUUUUUGUCUCACUGGUAUAGAUGAAGACCAGUUCACAAAUUAAAAAGUUCUUAAAAAUUAAUGAUGAAACAGAACAAAACAAAAUCAAAAUAUAGCAAAUUUUCCUUUUAAAUAACUGGUAAGUUCGGUGUUUGUAGCUUAUAUCUGUAUCAUGCCUUCAAAUGCAUAAGUGCAGUGAUGGUUAAGCUUGAGAAUUUCAGUUGUACAGUAGAUCCCCACAUUGAGUGUCCAGACGAUGAAGAUAGAUUGACUGAAGAUUGAGUCUGUUUGAUACCUGGUUCCUAUGCAGAGAGGAUAUAAACUGUCAGCUCUCCAGGCCCCAAGAGGACUUUUAUGCGCAUAUGCAAUAGUAAUGAAAUAUACUUGAAUUUCUUUCACCUACUCCUGUAACUAACUUUAUAUAUAAUAUAUAUAAUACUAAAUCUGUUUUUAAAAUAAUUAUUUUCUUCUUAGUUUUUCAUUCUAAGUUCAUACUGCUAUGGGUGCCUAGGAAAUAAUUCUUUUAAAUACUCUAAUCAGAUAUCUGCUGUUUAGCUGUAUCUUUUAUGUCUAAAUCAGUGUUCCACGUUUCAGAAGUACUUGUUUGUCCACGUCAACCACAGCAUUCUAAUCAUCCCCUCAAUUUGUGUGCCACGUAACCUCAUCAGUCUGUGUGGUUAGUUUAUCAUGUACUGAAAUAUAAACUGCCAUUUUGUAUAGUAGAAGGCAGAGGUUUUGGAUAUAUGACCCCACUCCAAGCAUUGAGACUGGCUCGGCUCUGUACAUAGAUUUUUGGCUUUUACCACACAAGUGUGUUAAUUAUAUUUGCGCACAAGAAGCACCAUCCUAUAUUUGAAGAAUAAUUUAUGUUCAUUAUGUGUUUCUUUAAAACCUUCCAUCUCCUCCCUUUCCCCCUGCUUUCCCUCUUCCCAGUGUUUGUAAGGUCACCGACGAAACAUGCAUUUAAACAAUUCAGGAAGAACUUAAGAAUCCAUCUGUCUGCCAAGGUAUAUUUUUCUAUUUGUAGUAAAUCUAAAUCUAUUUGCAGUAAAUCUAAUCAUUUAGUAAAAACAUAGGAUUGGUUUGCGUAGGACUGGAUUUUUUGGUCUGACAAAUAUUUUGGAUGGAAGAAGUGACUGUGGUUUUGUGCUGAUGUCAGAAAUGUUUUAAACUUGCUUCUAAUCAAAGAAGAAAGAUUUUGUGUAUUUCUUUGGCAGCUGAAGUGUGUGAAGCCAUUCACUGUGCAUUGGGUACAGCGUAGACUUCUUCCUGAAGAAGACUGAGCAAAAGGCAGCUAAUUCAGUAUAACACUAGCAUUCAUCUCACUGAUUUACUGUAGGAAUGGAUGAGGAAGAAUUUGCCAUAGAAAGGAGAUGUUUUAGAAUUACCUCUUAGCCUCAAAAUUCAUAAUGUAUGGCAGAAAAGCCUAGAGUAGAUGUUUUAAGAGUGGUGUAUAGUCACUUUACUAUGCAGCAUCUUUAAACAAGCACCUUCUCCUUCACCCCCUUCUGAAUGGGACUGAGUUCUUGGCAUAUUUUAGUUCUUGUUCUGUGAAAAACAGGGUUUGGUUUUGUUACUUAGAAAUACAGAGUUUUAGUUGCCAAAUUUAUGCUUUUUUAAAAGGUGCAGUAGAAAAGAUUAAGUGGGAAGAUGCUCUGAAUUGUUUCACAAACUAAAAUGUAAAUAUUCCACUUAAGAUAUUCUGUGUAUUUUUUAAGGUUGGGGGGAGAGUGGGAACAAAAAAUGCAAAUGAAGGAAUGCUGAAAACUUUGGCUUUACAUUUGCGGAAUGAUUUCUUGUUUUCUAGUGCAAAAGCUGAUUUGAGGAAUGAUUAUGCAACUUAGAAUGCAUAUUAGGCAACUAUAAUUUCUUACUGGAAACCUUUGGUAAUACUUUCAAACAGGUUUUUUUUAUGACAGUAUAACUUCACUAUUGGAAAAAAAGAAUCUCAUUUUUCUAGUCGUCUUAGAAAUGUCUCAAAGCUGUAGUCUACGUUAUUUUUAAUAGUUUUAUCUGAUACUUCUGUACUCUAAUAUUAGUGAUUUUGGUGAAAUUCAGUGUUCAAAAGUGUUUGAUCAUAACGUGCUUCUGAAGCAUUUGAGAGUCUUGUUUUCUUGGUGUAAAAUACCAAGUAAGUAACUCCCACUGGCACUGCCAGUUGCACAGCCAUCACUGCUUUAAAAGAGUUAUGCUUAGAGCUGGGCAAACCCAUCAUUAUGGACUGAUUUUAGGCUUUUUUUUUGCUCAUGUUUUUUAUUGGUGGUGGUUCUGUAUGUUCUUUGCUUCUCUUGUUUGCUUCCAGUGGCAUGAUUUGCCUGGUUUCUGCUCUCUAUUAGAAUGACUCAAUUCCUAACAGGAGGAGGAAAGAUGGGAUGCUCGUGGCUGUAUCAGCUCUGCCAGAAGCGCAGUCGCAUCAGUAUUUGCAGGGCUUCUGCUUUCCAUAAUUUUUUUCCUUCAGCUAAAUACUGCUCAUAGAGGCAUCAGAAAUAAGGCGGUAGAGACCUUGCGUGCUGCCCAAGCUUCUGUGGCUUUUGUUGAAAGGAAUGUUCUCAUCAUUUUGAAGUACUCACCUUUUCUCUAGCUGUUGCUACGCUAUGAUGUUGAUUACAAUAAGUACAUACAAUUGUCAUUACUGUAGAUAGAUACAACUUUUUUUGUUGUUGUUUCCAGUUAGUAUAAAUGCAUAGACAUGAAUAAAACCCGCAGGGCCGAAAUGUUAAAGACCUCUACAUCUAACAUGCAGGGGGAAAAAAGUGCUGCUGUUCAUGACACAAAAAGUGUGACUUGUCUGAAAGAAACCCUGAAGCGCACCUAAAUGACCUGUGUUGUGUAUUGAUUUUGCCUCAGCCAUUUUUAAAGAAAUUAUGAGUAUGUUCUCAACCUUUUUGCCAUAUAUAAGGUCCAUAUAGUUUAGGAAGGGGAAAAUGAUUAAAAAA
Molecule: messenger RNA, 12387 nt
Organism: Strigops habroptila (Kakapo)
Lineage: Eukaryota; Metazoa; Chordata; Aves; Psittaciformes; Psittacidae
Gene: ATP11B
Product: ATPase phospholipid transporting 11B (putative)
Exons: 30
Coding region: 220-3573 (1117 amino acids)
Biological process (GO): phospholipid translocation
Cellular component (GO): trans-Golgi network; plasma membrane; recycling endosome
Molecular function (GO): ATP hydrolysis activity; magnesium ion binding; ATPase-coupled intramembrane lipid carrier activity
Source: RefSeq, a predicted model, not a curated record